Rhipicephalus microplus (southern cattle tick) is the source of this 1652-nucleotide messenger RNA. Its product is annotated as E3 ubiquitin-protein ligase KCMF1. Gene Ontology annotation, molecular function: zinc ion binding. Gene Ontology annotation, biological process: synaptic signaling. Gene Ontology annotation, cellular component: plasma membrane. The record is from RefSeq and is a predicted model, not a curated record. Lineage: Eukaryota; Metazoa; Arthropoda; Arachnida; Ixodida; Ixodidae.
GUGACGCCAUCGACGGCAGGAACGUCGUGUGGACGGAGUGCACAUCGCGGUUGUGUAGUAAUGGGAGUCUUUUCAGCCUAUUUGUUAAAGGACAGCCGCUGAUGCGGUCACAGUGAAUGUAUAUUUCCGCUGUAAUCUCGGAAAUAUUUGUGCCGCCUUGUCUCACGGGCCCUGUUUACUUCUUUAUAUUGUUUUAGGAUGUCUCGGCACGAAGGUGUGAGCUGUGAUUCCUGUAUGAAAGCAAAUUUUCGGGGAAAACGUUACAAGUGUCUGAUUUGUUACGACUACGACCUGUGUGGCACGUGUUACGAGGCAGGAGCAACCAACACAAGGCAUACUCCAGACCAUGCCAUGCAAUGCAUUUUGACACGCUCAGAUUUUGACCUAUACUAUGGUGGGGAGGCUGUUUCUGUGGAACAGCCGCAGUCAUAUACCUGUCCAAUCUGUGGCAAGAUGGGCUUUACCGAACUUGCCCUUCAAGAGCACGUGAUAGCCGAGCACAUGGAUGCUACAUCAGAAGUGGUGUGUCCUGUCUGUGCUGCUUUGCCUGGAGGAGAACCAAACCACGUGACUGAAGAUUUUGCUGCCCACUUGAGCCUAGAACACCGAAGUAACAGAGAUUUGGAUGAACCGUCUGGAUCAAGGCAUGUGCGCAGGAUUCCUCAUCCUGCUGGCAGAGGCAUGAGCAGUGCUCGAGCUCGACGCUCUCAAAUGCAGUUUUCUUCCACUGGUGGUCUUUCUGCACUUUCUCCUAGCAACAGAGACUCUAUGGAUCCUAUUGCUGAGCUUCUGUCGCAGCUCUCAUCAGGUGUGCGACGCACAGCCACUUUGGCAGCACCAAGCACGACAUCGCAAAUUCAACAGUUGCAGAUGCAGCUCCAGCUGGAGCGCCAGCAGGCGCAGGCAGCCCGCCAGCAGGUGGAGCGAUUGCCGCGUCGGCAGGCGCACUUGGCCAGCCCAGCCACUGCAGCUGCCACACUGCACUGCCCACAGGCAGGCAACACCACGCCUGCCUGUGCACCUAGUGGUGAAGCUUCGGCCCCUUCAUCUCACUUCCUGCUCUCAAGGUGUGUGGAGCCAAGCCUUGUAGAGUCUGAACAACAUGCACUGGAGCUUGAGCGUGCCGAUCGAAGUUUGUUUGCCCAAGAGCUGCUGCUGACUACAUUAGCCGAGCGGUUGCAUUGGCCACCUGGUGGUGCUUGGACUCAACAGGACACGUCCAAGCCCACCGUAGCUACGACACCACCCUGCGCUACUGUGGAGAAUCCUGAUCAGGCAACCCCAGCUGCACGUACGGCUGAGCCUGCCCAAUCCGAACGAGCCCAGCCUGACCGGAGCCGAUCACGGGAAGGUCGGCUAUCUCCGUCACGUCGGAAAGUGGUGCGCGUGCUUGAUGAGCGGAACAAACUGAAGGAGCCACCGCAUUAAGUGGGCUGUGCGGGGAGGGGGGGGGGGAGGAAGACGCCGCUUUUGUUUUACUGCUGCUGGUUUUCUCUCACCUCUCCCUCUCCAGCUAGAAGACUUUGCUGGCUCUCACGUUGUGGUGUGGGUCAGCAACGCGCUAUUUAUUCUGCUGCCAAAGUGCAUGGCCUUGUGGAUAUAGCACAACUAGUUCAUGGUGAAUGAAAUAAAAAGUUUUCAUCUGACCAGCA